Messenger RNA from Ramularia collo-cygni, 603 nucleotides. RefSeq lists its product as uncharacterized. The coding region runs from base 1 to 603 and encodes 200 amino acids. The transcript is spliced from 2 exons. The record is from RefSeq and is a predicted model, not a curated record. NCBI's taxonomy places the organism in Eukaryota, Fungi, Ascomycota, Dothideomycetes, Mycosphaerellales, Mycosphaerellaceae. Gene Ontology annotation, molecular function: RNA-DNA hybrid ribonuclease activity; nucleic acid binding.
AUGGCAAGACGUAUCCUGUACUCCGACGGUGCUCGCGAUCCCGCAACACACUAUGCAGGUUGCGCCUAUGUGUAUUUUGACACUCUCCAAGACGCGUGGGUCGGUUCCAGCAGAGUACUGGGGCGAGUUGAAUCGUCACAGGAGGCUGAAGAGAACGCGAUCAUCGACGCCUUGGAAGUUGCCAGAUCAAGUGGAUCCAGUCAUAUCACAGACUUCGCCGUCCGCUCCGACGCUCUUUGGCUCGUGGAGGAGAUCAAUGACCACAGACUGGGACGCCGUCCCUCACGCUCUCAUGCCAUACAGGAGAUUAUCGGCUUAAUCCACAAACUGCAGGCAUUGAGCAAAAGCGUAUCUGUGGAGUGGGUGGCUGCACACCAAGGUAUUGAAGGAAACGAGGUAGCAGACGCCGCUGCAAAAGAAGCCAAGUUGCGAUCCUUCCGUGCAUUCAAAGGAUUAGAUUCGCUGACAGAGCCGGUGAGGAUGGAAAGCGUUUCGCCCGAAGAACGAAAGCGCUACGAAGUCCCCGGCGAGAUCAUAUUUAGUAAGGAGGCGGAGCGCCUCCUGCUUAAUGCCGCCUCUGACAGAGACCUACCCAGAUCCUGA